Tigriopus californicus is the source of this 1325-nucleotide messenger RNA. RefSeq names its product nucleoside hydrolase-like. Gene Ontology annotation, molecular function: hydrolase activity, hydrolyzing N-glycosyl compounds. The record is from RefSeq and is a predicted model, not a curated record. Lineage: Eukaryota; Metazoa; Arthropoda; Copepoda; Harpacticoida; Harpacticidae.
GUGCCAAUCACCCAACCUCUCAUGGAAUGUCUAAGAUCUCUGAGACGUCUUCGUUCAAUUCGAAGAAGGGUGCCUACUCAGGGAUAAAAACUGCAAUCCGCGACUACUUGGGUCGGUAACUACUAUACACCCACACAAGAGCUGACGCUGCACAUGCCAUUUGAAGCUGGGUGGAGGCGAACAAUGAGCAAGGUUCCCUUGCAUCAUGCGAGUGAGAAAGUUCUUGUUUUCAUUCUCCACCCAAACGAGUUUUUAUCUCACUGUACGGCCAAGAUGUGCUCAUCUCCGGCGUCAGGGAUUCAGUUGCAACACACCCAUUUUCUCAACUAGAAGGACCCUCUCGUCCUUGGCUCGAACCUUUGGAAGUGGCCCCGAAGCCAAGAAGAUGCCGGGAAAAUUUAUCAUCGAUUGUGAUGCGGGUGUGGACGAUGCCAUGGCCUUGUUGAUGGCCAUCGAUGCCCAUAAACGGCAAGAAAUUGAGAUCUUGGCCAUCACAGCGGUCAAUGGCAACACCCAAGUGGAUAAAGUGCUCAUUAACAUCUUUCGAACCUUGGACGCGGGUGGAUGUCCGGACAUACCUGUUCACAGAGGCAGUGAGAGUGCCUUGAUUAUGACUCCCAAAGAUGCGGAAGGCUACCACGGCAGUGACGGAUUCAAUGACGUCCAAUUUGGUACCACCCCAGACGUGACCAGAGUCCAGGAGGAAGGUGCCGUUUUGGCCAUUUGCCGUCAUGUCCGCGAGAAUCCAGGGGAAGUUACCCUGGUGGCCUUGGGACCGUUGACUAAUGUCGCCUUAGCAUUCAAACUAUGUCCGGAUAUCACGAGCCAGAUCAAAGAGAUGUUCAUCAUGGGCGGAAAUUGCGAGGGCGUGGGCAAUGUGUCUAUGUCAGCCGAGUUCAACUUCUACGUCGAUCCUGAGGCAGCCUUUGUGGUCUUGAAUAAGAAUAACUGUCCCACAUACAUAGCCACGUGGGAACUCUGUUACAAAUAUUGCAAAGUAGACAUGGAUUGGCGGCUGAACUGUUUGGGCAAGAUUGACACGCCUCAGGCCAAGAUGAUGAAUGCCUUGGAAAAGGUUUGGUACGACAACUAUAGCUUCCAUCCCGAUCACUUCAUUAUGUGCGACCAACUGGCCAUGGCUGCAGCCUUAGACGUGCGGGUCAUGACCAAGACCAAGCGACAUUGGGCUACCAUUGAGCUGUCAGGCCUUCACACCAAGGGGUUGAUGGUCAUGGAGCAACGACAUGCCAUUUGCAAUGGCCCCAAGUUCAACUCGAAUGUGACCAUUAUCGAGCGCGUCGACGAGAUGGCUCUCAAAAAUCUGU